This is a messenger RNA of Oryzias melastigma (Indian medaka), 1326 nucleotides long. It is a transcript of the gene hexd, whose product is annotated as hexosaminidase (glycosyl hydrolase family 20, catalytic domain) containing. NCBI's taxonomy places the organism in Eukaryota, Metazoa, Chordata, Actinopteri, Beloniformes, Adrianichthyidae. Gene Ontology annotation, biological process: carbohydrate metabolic process. Gene Ontology annotation, molecular function: hexosaminidase activity. The record is from RefSeq and is a predicted model, not a curated record.
CCGGGAGGAGGUUCUGGUCCUGCAGGACUGGGCCGGGUCAGCGGGGAUGGAGGUGAUCCCUCUGGUGCAGACGUUCGGUCACAUGGAGUUCGUCCUGAAGCAUCCGCAGAUGCUCCGCCUCCGGGAGGCGCCGCACUGCCUGGGCACUCUCAACCCCCACCAGGAGGAGGCGCCGCAGGUGGUGCUGGAGAUGCUGCGGCAGGUGGUGGAGCUGCAUCCGGGAGUGAAGACGCUGCACAUCGGAGCGGACGAGGUUUACCUGCUCGGCGAGGGGGAGGAGUCCGGCAGGUGGCUGGCCUCUCCUGGACGGAGCGUGGAGCAGCUUUUUCUCGAUCAUGUGACCAAGGUGGCUAAGGCCGUGAAGGAGGCGUGGCCUGAUAUGACCAUCAUCAUGUGGGACGACAUGAUGAGAGGGAUGAGCCCCGAAACCCUGAAAGCCUGCGGCCUGGUGGGGCUGGUGGAGCCGAUGCUGUGGGACUACAACCCCAACCUGGAGGUGGAGCCGACCGUAUCGUUGCUGGAGAAGUACAGCAGUGCAGGUCUGUCCGACCUGUGGGCCGCCAGCUCCUUCAAAGGCUCCACCGCCGUCGACACGUGCGUGACGUGCACGCAGAGGCACGUGGACAACCACUUACAGUGGCUGCAGGUGGCUGCGUCUGUGUCUGCUGCUGUCAACCUGAAAGGCAUCGCCAUCACAGGCUGGCAAAGGUACGACCACCUGUCGGUGCUCUGCGAGCUGAUGCCCGUGGCUCUGCCGUCUCUGGCGUCCUGUCUGCAGACUCUCAUCCACGGUCAGUUCAGCCACGAGGCCGCCAGCAGGGUGAAGGAGCUGCUGGGAGUUUCCUCGGUGGAGGUGGAGGCCAUGGACAGGACCGCUGCAGACGACUCGCGGUUUCCAGGAAGGAGGCUGGCCGAGGCCAUCGUGGAGAUCAACUUCCUACUGAACUCGGAGGACCUGAGAUCCUUUGAAAACAGCAUGUUUGUGCGAGGAUGGUUCAGCCCAUUCCAGCGCCGCAGGAAGAUGGCGAACCCGCUGAUGUGCAUGCAGAUCCACAGCCAAGCGUCCACGUUUGUGGCAGCGCUGCAGCAGAAAGCCGCUGCAGUCAGAGACGAGAUGCUUCGGCUGUACCCCGAGUCCACAGCCCAGGAGUGGAUGGAGGAACACGUCAGCCCCGUGAUGGCGCCGAUCCAGCGGAUAAUGGAGGAGAUCAGUGACUGUAUGAAGACGCAGUGACCGAGCAGCAGACGGGUUCUGCUCAAACACGGAGACGGACUGGACUUCUGCACAACUUUAUUGAAUGUAAAACAAUAAAAUCUUAAAAACAA